AGUUGUGACAAGACCGGGACCAGGCUGACAGGCCCAGCCCUGACAGGACCGGGCCCAGGCUGACAGGCCCAGGACUAGGCUAACAAGGGCCAGCCCUGACAGGACCAGGCCUGGGACUAGGCUGACAUGGGCCAGCCCUGACAGGACCGGACCCAGGCCCAGGCCCGGGACCAGACUGACAGGCCCAGUCCUGACAGGCUGACAAGAGCGGGCCCAGGCUGACAGGCCCAGCCCUGACAGGUACGGGCCCAGGCUGACAGGCCCAGGAGUGGGCCCAGGCUGACAGGCCCAGCCCUGACAGGAGCGGGCCCAGGCUGACAGGCCCAGGAGUUGGCUCAGGCUGAUAGGCCCAGCCCUGACAGAACCAGAAGUGGGCCCAGGUUGACAGGCCCAGCCCUGACAGGAGCGGGCCCAGCCUGACAGGCCCAGGAGUGGGCCUAGCCUGACAGGCCCAGGCUAGUGGGCCCAGGCUGACAGGCCCAGGAGCGGGACCAGGCUGACAGAACCAGGAGUGGGCCCAGGCUGACAGGCCCAGGAGCGGGACCAGGCUGACAGGAGCGGGACCAGGCUGACAGAACCAGGAGCGGGCCCAGGCCGACAGAACCAGGAGCGGGCCCAGGCUGACAGAACCAGGAGCGGGCCCAGGCUGACAGAACCAGGAGCGGGCCCAGGCUGACCGGCCCAGCCCUGACAGGAGCGGGCCCAGGCCGACAGGCCCAGGAGUGGGCCCAGGCUGACAGAACCAGGAGCGGGCCCAGGCUGACAGGCCCAGCCCUGACAGGAGUGGGCCCAGGCUGACAGAACCAGGAGCGGGCCCAGGCUGACAGGCCCAGCCCUGACAGGAACAGGCCCAGGCUGACAGGCCCAGGAGCGGGCCCAGGCUGACAGGCCCAGCCCUGAGAGGAGUGGGCCCAGGCUGGCAGGCCCAGGAGUGGGCCCAGGCUGACAGGCCCAGCCCUGACAGGAGCGGGCCCAGGCUGACAGGCCCAGGCCGGACAGGAGUGGGUCCAGGCUGACAGGCCCAGGCUGACAGGCCCAGGAGUGGGCCCAGGCUGACAGAACCAAGAGCGGGCCCAGGUUGACAGGCCCAGCCCGGACAGGAGUGGGCCCAGGCUGACGACAGAACCAGGAGCGGGCCCAGGCUGACAGAACCAGUAGCGGGCCCAGGCUGACAGAACCAGUAGCGGGCCCAGGCUGACAGAACCAGGCUAGCGGGCCCAGGCUGAGAGGCCCAGCCCUGAGAGGAGCGGGCCCAGGACCGGGCUAACAAGGGCCAGCCCUGACAGGACCGGGCCCAGGCUGACGACAGGCCCAGGAGGACUAGCCCCAGGGGCAGCCGAGCUGGCCUCCUGCCCCCCUCGCUCCCCCGCCGGACCCCUGCGCCCAGUCAGAGGACCAGGACGAGGAGGAGGAGGAGGAAGGGGAGGAGGAGGAGGAGGAGGACGGUGACAGGCGACAGAGUGUGGCGUCCCACGGCCCGGGGGAGAGAUGCGCCUUGGUCGCCCCGGCUCCUCCUCCUCUUCUUCCUCCUCCUUCUCCUCCUCCUCCUCCUCCUCUUCUUCCUCCUCCUCCUUCUCCUCCUCCUCCCCGGCGGCGUUGGAUCAUGGAGAUUGAGAAUAUCGUGGCCAACACGGUGCUCCUCAAAGCCCGCGAAGGAGGAGGCGGGAAACGCAAUGGCCGCAGUAAGAAAUGGAAGGAGAUGCUCAAGUUGCCCCACGUCAGCCACUGCAGUGAUCUCCGACACUCGAUGGAAAAGGAGUAUUACAGUCUCUGUGACAAGCAGCCCAUAGGAAGACUUCUUUUCAGGCAAUUCUGCGAUACAAAACCCGAUCUCAAGCGGUGCAUCGAAUUCCUGGAUGCGGUGGCCGACUACGAGGUGGCUUCAGAUGAAAACCGUAAAUACUGUGGCCUCGCGGUGUUAGAGACGUACUUCAACAAUGGGUCUGCGGCCCAUUUGCCGGAAAUCCCUCAGGAGACCGUGAAAGCGUGUAAAGAGAGACUGGAGCAGAGUCCCUGCAAAGAGCUCUUCAAGGCCUGCACUAGGUUCGUCCAUGAUUAUUUAAGUGGAGGACCUUUUGAGGAUUACCAAGAAAGCAUGUACUUCUCCCGGUUUUUACAGUGGAAAUGGCUAGAAAGGCAACCAGUAACAAAGAACACAUUUAGGCAUUACAGAGUUCUAGGAAAAGGAGGAUUUGGAGAGGUAUGCGCCUGCCAAGUGAGGGCAACCGGCAAGAUGUACGCCUGUAAAAAGCUAGAAAAGAAAAGAAUCAAGAAGAGGAAGGGAGAAUCGAUGGCAUUAAACGAGAAACGGAUUUUAGAAAAAGUACACAGUAGAUUUGUCGUUAGUUUAUCCUACACGUAUGAAACAAAAGAUGCCCUGUGUUUAGUGUUAACGAUUAUGAACGGAGGGGAUUUGAAGUUUCACAUAUACAACAUGGGAAAUCCUGGCUUUGAUGAACAGAGGGCAGUUUUCUAUGCUGCAGAACUGUGCUGUGGCUUGGAAGAUUUACAGAGGGAGAGAAUUGUUUACAGAGAUCUGAAGCCUGAAAAUAUUCUCCUGGAUGACCGUGGACAUAUCCGGAUUUCAGAUCUUGGAUUAGCUGUGCAGAUUCCAGAAGGAGAAACGAUCCGCGGGAGGGUCGGAACAGUUGGUUACAUGGCUCCAGAAGUCAUCAAUAAUGAGAACUAUACAUUUAGUCCCGACUGGUGGGGACUUGGCUGCUUAAUUUAUGAAAUGAUUCAGGGACAAUCACCAUUCAGGAAACGCAAAGAGAAGGUCAAAAGGGAGGAGGUAGACCGGAGGGUGAAAGAGGACCGGGAAGAGUAUUCUGAGAAGUUCUCAGAGGAGGCAAAAUCCAUCUGCAGGAUGUUGCUCGCCAAAGAUCCGAAGGACCGACUGGGUUGCAUCGGAGACGGCGCGGCCAGUGUGAAACUGCACCCUAUUUUUAAGGGCAUUAACUUCAAGAGACUGGAAGCAAACAUGGUAGAACCACCCUUCUCCCCUGAUCCACGGGCGGUCUACUGCAAGGACGUCCUGGAUAUCGAGCAGUUCUCCACGGUAAAGGGAGUCAACCUGGAUACCACCGACGACGAUUUCUACUCCAAGUUCGUCACGGGCUGCGUCUCCAUCCCCUGGCAGAACGAGAUGAUCGAAACGGAAUGCUUUAAAGACAUCAACGUUUACGAAAACGACGAAAGCUUACCGUCCGAAAUAGACUCUGGAAAACGUAACCCUAGACCAAAGAGAGGCUUCUUCCAUCGACUCUUCAGAAGAGGGGUCUGUUUCAAAACUAGGUACAGUGAUGAGGAAGAGGAACCAACGAAACUUUAAACCACUGUACGAGAGCCGGAAUCCCGAUGGGCAAGGACUGACCGAGUUCUGAAUGUUUUAUUGUCUCUAUAAACUGUAAUAAAAAUUUAUUAUACCUUUUAAAA
Tachyglossus aculeatus (Australian echidna) is the source of this 3435-nucleotide messenger RNA. RefSeq names its product G protein-coupled receptor kinase 4 (gene GRK4). Lineage: Eukaryota; Metazoa; Chordata; Mammalia; Monotremata; Tachyglossidae. The transcript is spliced from 16 exons. Gene Ontology annotation, biological process: regulation of signal transduction; protein phosphorylation; signal transduction. The record is from RefSeq and is a predicted model, not a curated record. Gene Ontology annotation, molecular function: G protein-coupled receptor kinase activity; ATP binding. Bases 1604 to 3331 code for a protein of 575 amino acids. Gene Ontology annotation, cellular component: cytoplasm.